Molecule: messenger RNA, 3270 nt
Organism: Selaginella moellendorffii
Lineage: Eukaryota; Viridiplantae; Streptophyta; Lycopodiopsida; Selaginellales; Selaginellaceae
Product: cilia- and flagella-associated protein 251-like
Exons: 9
Coding region: 2053-3183 (376 amino acids)
Molecular function (GO): protein binding
Source: RefSeq, a predicted model, not a curated record
UAGGGUACAUCAUUUCUGGAGUGAAACACGGGGUUGGGGUCGCUCUGUGGAGCUCUGGCCGGGAAGGCCCGAGGCCGCUGCACUCGCACAUCUCCUCAAGGUACGCUGGUUUCUUACUAGUGAAAUUUAGACAUGAUAGCCGGGACAACGAUGACAACACUCGUCUUAAGAUUCGAGAGAGAACGGUAUGUGCUCUAGGGAAUAAACGAGUGGAGUGAAAAUUGCGUGCCAAGACAAGGAUGAAACAACGCUCGCUUUGGCAAGGGUCUUAAGAUUCAGUGUGAUUCAGAACUAAACGAGAUUUUCGCACUGCUCACAACAGAGCAACUCUCACAACUCAAACAACGCUGUCAGGCCCGAGCCGCUGCACUGCUCGCUCACACAUCUCUUCACCCUUGCAAGUUCAAAAUUGGGGGAGCCAAUAUAACGAUGAAACAACGCUCGGUUUCCAGACCUUAAGAUUGAAGUCAGUUUGAUUAAGAACAGUCUUAAAAGGAGAAUUUCGCACCGUGCUCAACGUAGACAAGAAUGAUACGAGUUGUGAUUGCUGAACAGGCGCAAUGGUCACUGGACAACGCAAAACAAAUAAAGUGUAGUUCAACUUUCUACAAGGUACUGUUCACAACGAUAACAAGGAUGCAAGCGUCAUGAAAACAACGGUCCAAGACGAUAGGAAGACGAGGAUGAGUACAGGACAGAAAUGUUUGUCGACCAACGAUCCAAGACACUAAAACUCGACGAUCACUGGACAACGCUGUUAUCAUGAAAACAACGGUCCAAGACACAAACUAGACAUGAAGGUGAGAACGAGAAGCUCCAUCUUACCAGGUUCGAGUUCUCUUCGGUUUUCCCUAACUUGUUUUCCUUGUGUCGCAACCCCAUCAACGAGCAACGUUUGUGCUGUUCGCAAGAUCGAGGACGAGAAGCUUUUACCAGAAAUCCAAGUAGAAGUAGCACGUCCCAGAAGCGCCACCCCAUCCUCCGCCACCGCCGCCACCAUCGCCGCCACCGUCGUCCUCACCGCCACCGCCAUCGUCAAGCUUGGGGACGAAAGCUUUCUUCGAUUGCAUUGGAGCCGUCUUGGAGACGACCAGCCGAUUGGUUUUGGAUUGUUUGCUGCUGGGCUUCACACGUUGGCCUCAUCGCGCUGCAAGUGGUUGUCACUGCUAGAGCCGAGACAUCUGACCAACAUGAAUUAUCCGAAGUAGUAAUCGCCGCUCCGACGUCGGGAGCUCGGAUUUGCUGCGCGAGAAAUGGGGAUGCGAGCACGGCCGACAUAGCUGCUGGCCCGCCCAAUCGAGAAACGAGUGCCACAAAUGUAGUGGAGCCGCUGGAAGAAAUCAUCGCCUCGCCGCGCGCCAAAGCGAUUCCUUCCUCUCCUCUGCCUUCUUCGCUCACCAGGUUUUGCAUAGCGGAGAAUGCUCUCAGUGUUGUGGCGACCAAGAUGGAUUUCGGAGGAUAGAAGAGAAAGCUCUGUAAUGAUUUUUUCUACACACUGGUUUAUCGCAAAGAUCUAGAAGGUAGAGCUAAAGUUGGCCCAAAGUUGUAGGAGUUUAUGCCCACUGGCUCAAAAUUAUGCUCUUGUACGGAAUAGCAUACAUGAGGGGGAGAGCGUCAGCGCGAAGGCGCCCAUGUCCCUAGAGCGCGGCGAGCCCCAAGCUGCGCUAAGAAAUUCCCGAGGUUUGUAAAUCGUCGUCUCGCAGGCUCGAGACUUUUGGACCUAAUGUGGGGAGCAUUCGAGCGCUGUGUGCAUUGCCACAUUCGGCUAUCAGGCAAGAGAACCGAAGAAUACUUUCAGUAGAAGGAUAAUAGUUUGGGCCUAGUCUGGAAUUCCUGGCGCUUGUAGGGAUUUUCUAUUCAGGAAAAUUAAUUCCAGUAGGAGGAUAAUACUCCCGAAAGAACUCCUCGCUCACCAGGUGGAAUCAGGUGCUAGAAGAUUAUGAUAUUCUGGACCAUAUAAGUGCUCAAGGCCUAGGCAGAAGGGAGAAGAGUUCUACAUGCUGCCACAAAGGAUAAGAGGGUGUAAGAACGAGCUGCAUAGGUGACAGAAGAAUGGGAAGCGUGGAACAGCCAUUGGAGUUAGCUCCCAGACCAAUCCAGCACGUCUACUCUAAGAGGCAGAAGAAAAAGCCCACGGACGACACCGAUCCAGCAAAGAAGAAGGAGCCCGAUAACUCGCUCGCAAGCCAGGAAAAUGGAGCUCCGGUGAAGCCGGAUGUAAGCAGCGGCGGUGGAACGAGUGACAAAGCUGGAGAAAAGUCACAGGAAGAAAAGGAGAGAAUCCGCGAGCCGAUGGAUCAGGAGAAGCUCCAAAAUCAGCACAAGAGCGAUGGAGAGAGCGAGGAGCACAGGAACUCGAAGAUGAGCCGGCUUCUAGAAGUGGCUACGAGCGAGUUCCACAGCGAGGAGCUGCUCAGGGAGGGUGGCGAAGCUACCGCCAACGGCGGGCUCAAGGGAUACCAGCGGCGGCGCAAGCGUCAGAUCGUCCAAGAUGGUGUCACUCCGGCGGAGAGCUCGCCGAGGAAAACGCUCGACCGGAAAAGAUCGCGGGAUAACUCGGACCUGGUGUCGAGCGAUCGUGUCUCGAAUGGAGCAGCUAGAGAUGGGGAUAGCGAUGGAGUCAAAGAGAUCGAAGCCGAGGGUGGCGAAGAAGAAGACGAGUAUAAUGGCGAAGAGGAAGAAGAGGAGGACGAUGACGAGGAAGGGGAUGAGGAGGAAGAAGAGAAGCGAGCUCCGAAACGCCGAGGACGAGCUCGAAAGGCGCCGUCUCCAAAGAGGGAGACGAUCAAACCACCAAAGCGGCGUCCUGGAAGGCCGAGGAAGGUGAGGCCGCCGCCAUCGCCAGACAACACCACCGCCACCACCACCACCAGGAACCAGAAGAUCAAUGCGAGCAGCAAAGAGGCUCUCCCGCAGAGCUCCGAGGAUGGCCAGGACGAGAACUUGAGCGAUGGCGAGCGCCUCAAGCGCGCUCGCGGCUUCAAGCGCGUCUACCGCUGGCUCCACGAUCUGGAGCUCCUCAAGUACGCCGAGUGCUUCGAGAAGCACGAGGUGGAGGACGAUGUUCUUCCGCUGCUAACCUUCGAUGAUCUUCGCGAGAUGGGGGUGAGCGCCGUGGGCGCGCGCAGGAAGAUGUUUACGUCGAUCCAGGACAUGGAGCUUCCCCGGAGGAAGUCGCGCUAGAGGAAGACGAAGAAGAUUACCAUAACCAGCUCUUUAACUAAACUAAAAGAACUUGACGUUGCCGGGGAUCGAACCCGUGACUUCUUC